AUGGUCGACUAUCUUGCUCCAAACGGUUUGAAUGUCAAGCUACCAUCAUAUGUCUUCUGCUCUGCGGAGAAAGCUCAGCAUCACGCCGAACAGACUCGCCGAGGGCUUUAUUCACUCCACCGCAUGGAGAUCUUUUGGCGAGACAGACAACCGUACCUUGAGAGCAGUGGCUACAAGUUGCGGCCUCGAUAUGACCCAAACUGGACGCCAUCAUGGAUGGGAACUAAUUUGAAUCCUACAUUCUGCGAAGAUUCUAUCAUGUUGAUGAACGACUGUGUGAUUGACGCAGUUCGAAAAGAAGACGGAGUUCUCGUAUCGAUUAAGACGGUAGAACGAGAUAGUAUAGAAGUUCGCAUCGCGAGCUAUCUCUCCAGACCAGCAGUAGCUUCACAUCCCGAUAAUCACUGUGUGCCCGUGUUCGAAGUCUUCCCAGACCCCGUUGACGACAAGACAGCAUUCAUGGUCAUGCCAUUUCUUUGUCCGUUUGACGAUCCUGACUUCGGUGCCAUCGGGGAAGUAACCGAAUUUGUACGACAAACGUUGGAGGGCUUGUGUUUUCUGCACAGUCAAGGUGUUGCGCACCGGGACUGUGCAUCUGCUAAUAUUAUGAUGGAUGGCACGGCGUUGUAUCCAAAGGGUCAUCAUCCCGUGCGCCUUGAGAGCAGUCCGGAUGGGAUCUACCUCUUAUCACCGCUAUCUCGCAUUGACCAUCCCGUGCGAUACUACUUCAUCGACUUUGGCAUUUCCUCCCUGUUCGCGGAAGGCGAAUCGUCUUACGUUGUCGGGCGGAAGGGACGAGACAAGGAGUUACCCGAGCUAUCUGCGGACGUUCCGUACAACGCGUACAAGGUCGACAUCUUCAUACUCGGCAAUCUGUACAAAAAAGACUUCAUGCAGAAGUAUCACGGUCUUGAUUUUCUUGAGCCCCUUGUGAAGGCUAUGACCGCACGAGCCCCUGCACAUCGCCCUGAUGCGGAGGUCGCGCUGUCGAUAUAUCACGACAUUCGUCGCGGGCUGGAUCCUUCGCUGCUGCGCUGGCGGCUCCGGCCCCGAGACGAAUCAGCGCCCGAACGCAUACUGUAUGACUCUGUCGCCGUUGCGCGCGAAGGUAUGUACCGCCUCAGGCAUAUCGUUGGCUAG
This is a messenger RNA of Sparassis crispa, 1140 nucleotides long. RefSeq lists its product with no specific name. Lineage: Eukaryota; Fungi; Basidiomycota; Agaricomycetes; Polyporales; Sparassidaceae. Gene Ontology annotation, molecular function: ATP binding; protein kinase activity. The transcript is spliced from 5 exons. Bases 1 to 1140 code for a protein of 379 amino acids. Gene Ontology annotation, biological process: protein phosphorylation. The record is from RefSeq and is a predicted model, not a curated record.